Messenger RNA from Helianthus annuus (common sunflower), 1173 nucleotides. RefSeq lists its product as uncharacterized. Bases 1 to 1173 code for a protein of 390 amino acids. The transcript has 3 exons. NCBI's taxonomy places the organism in Eukaryota, Viridiplantae, Streptophyta, Magnoliopsida, Asterales, Asteraceae. The record is from RefSeq and is a predicted model, not a curated record.
AUGGUAACUGUGAGAAUUGUGUUAAAACUUGCUGUGAAUAGUUGUUGGCCAUUAUAUGAACUUGAUAUAAACAAUGCUUUUCUAUAUGGUUCAUUGUCUGAACAAGUCUCUAUGUCUUUGCCACAAGGGUAUUACAAUAAUGACAAGAAUAAGGUAUGUAAACUUGUUAAGUCCCUUUAUGGUCUUAAACAAGCUCCUAGAAAGUGGAAUGAAAAGUUAACCUCUAUGAUAAUCAAUAUGGGUUUUGUUCAAAGUUUGUGUGAUCAUUCUUUGUUUAUUUUGAAUAAAAAUGAUGUGUUGAUAGUUUUGUUGGUUUAUGUUGAUGACAUAGUAGUUACAGGAAAUAGUCAUUCUGAAAUUACUAAUGUUAAAAAGUGUUUAAGUGAUAAUUUUCAAAUAAAAGAUUUAGGUUUGCUUAAAUACUUUCUUGGUAUUGAAGUUCUAUAUUCUGAUGGGUCUAUUUGUUUGUCCCAAAGAAAGUAUUGUCUUGAGCUUCUAAACGAGUUUGGAUAUUUAGGAUGUAAGCCUGUUGGAACACCCAUUGAACAGUCACAUAUUGUUACUGCUAAAACUGAUAAAGAUAAAAAAAUUUUGGAAAAUGUGACUGGGUUUCAAAAGUUAAUUGGCAAGUUAAUAUACUUGUCUUUAACACCACCAGAUAUAAGUUAUACAGUUCAAUAUUUGAGCCAAUACAUGCAUAAACCAUGUCAAUCGCACUUAGAUAUUACUUUAAGGUUAUUGAGAUACUUAAAGAAAUGUCCGGGUAAGGGUGUUAUGUUUAGGAAAACAGGUAGUUUUGAACUUUCAGGUUAUGUUGAUUCAGAUUGGGCAAAGUGUACCAAGACUAGAAAGUCUGUUACUGGAUUUGGAGUGUUUCUUGGAGAUACUCUUAUAUCCUGGAAAAGCAAGAAACAAGGAGUUGUUUCUAGAUCCACUGCUGAGGCUGAGUACAUGGCAAUGUGCUCAGCCACAUGUGAGGUAAUGUGGAUAAAGAAUGUUUUGCAAGAGUUGAAAGUGAGUUUUGUUUGGGUGACAGAUGUUGUUAGUGGUGGAGGUGUAAGUGAUUUUGUGGGAACAGAAGUUGUGGUUGAAAUAAACUAUCUUUUUCUCAACCAAAGCUCUGCUCUUAUCCCUUACCCUUUUAAUAUCAGCAGUAGUUUUGAGACCAGCUGA